AUGAUCAAAUAUCAUUCCCUCUCCUUCCUGUGCUGUUCAGUUCUAUUCAUCUUUGUCCUUGCUCAUCCUUCAUUUGCUUCUAAAAACAAUGUAACAAAACUGGUGCAUGAAGUGUGUUCCAAAACUUCAAACUACUCAUUCUGCAUUGAGUCUCUCUAUUCUGACCCACAUACCCCAGAAUCAGACCAAUAUGGGCUAGCUUAUGUUGCCUUUCGCUUGGCAUACCUCAAUGCCACUGGCACCAGUGACUAUAUAAAAAAACUGCUAAAGAAAGCCAAUUCAAGCAGCUACCGCAUGCAUCUUCAAAGGUGUGACCGUGAUUAUAAAAAGGCUGUAUCGGCAAUUGAAACAGCUUACAAUGACUUGAACUCUGAGACCUUCUUUGAGUUGGCUGAUUUGGCUGGUGUUGCUUCUCAUGGUGCUGAGGAUUGUCAAGCUACUUUCCUAGGAAGCCUUCAUUCCCCACUUGACUUCAUGAAUAAUGCUUUAAAGGGUCUUUGUGAAAUUUGUGUAGUUAUUUCUAAAUUGUUCACAGGCUCAUAA
This is a messenger RNA of Gastrolobium bilobum, 543 nucleotides long. RefSeq names its product cell wall / vacuolar inhibitor of fructosidase 2-like. The transcript has a single exon. Bases 1 to 543 code for a protein of 180 amino acids. Gene Ontology annotation, molecular function: enzyme inhibitor activity. The record is from RefSeq and is a predicted model, not a curated record. NCBI's taxonomy places the organism in Eukaryota, Viridiplantae, Streptophyta, Magnoliopsida, Fabales, Fabaceae.